This is a messenger RNA of Microthlaspi erraticum, 1230 nucleotides long. NCBI's taxonomy places the organism in Eukaryota, Viridiplantae, Streptophyta, Magnoliopsida, Brassicales, Brassicaceae. The record is from the annotation of a GenBank genome assembly.
AUGAUGUCGAAUUCAGCGGCCGCCGAAGAGCCACCGCAUAAAAAGAGGAAGAUGUCUCCGUUUCCUUCACCGCCACUGCCAGAUGACAUGGUUCUGAGCUGCCUGGCUCGAAUGUCGAAAUCGGAUCAGGCGGCCUUGUCUCUGGUCUCCAAGAGCCUUCGCUCUCUAGUGGCUUCUCCUGAUCUCUACAUUAUGAGGUCGCUACUGGGUUGCGUCGAGAAUUGGCUGUAUGUAUGUAUGGGCACCCCUCCCGAUCCAUCCCCACACUGGUUCAUCCUCCACCGUGGUAAAUCUCUGGACCGGCUUCUGAGCCCGAUCGCUUCGUUACGUUUUCAGCCUCCGGAAGCAUCUUCUGUGGUGGCGGUCGACUGGGGAAUCUAUGUGAUCGGUGGACGUAUAAAGGGGAAGCUCUCUCCACAAGUCCACCUCCUUGAUUGCCUGACUCACACGUGGCGGCGAGCCCCUUCCAUGGGAGCAGCUCGAUCUCGCGCGGCGGCCGGAGUCGUGGGCGGGAAGAUUUACGUGUUCGGAGGCUGCCCGGAUCCGAAUUCCUCAAAAUGGGCAGAGGUAUUCGACCCAAAGACCCAAACUUGGGAUUCUUUGCCGCCGACGCCGGAUACGACGAUUCGCCAUCAGCCUUACAUCGGUAGCGUGGUCGUGAAGGGAAAGAUUUACGCAAUGUAUGGAGUGGCUAAUAAUAGCUUGUACUACACGCCGAGUGAAAGUAAAUGGGGAAGAGGGAAUACUCCUCCACAGAUAAGUAACAGAAGGGAUUGGUGUUUCAUUGAUAAACUGCUCUACUGUAUUGACAUCAGCGGAAACCUGUGUUGGUGUGAGCCAGUGCAGUUGGAGAGCUCUGAGCCAGAGGAGAUGUAUUGGAGGGAGGUGAAGGGUUUAGGCUCUCUGAGUGAGAGUCUCUCUCGCUCCAGGCUGGUCCACAUUGAUAGCAAUGUUGAGUCUACGUGGGAGUCCUACAAGAUCAAGAUUGGUGUAGACGAAAAGAUGGCGGAUUUACUUCCCGGAGCCAGGCUCAGCAACUUUGGUGGCAACCUUGUGCUCUUCUGGGACGGGGAUGAUCGUCUUGGGAUGUGGUGUGCUGAGAUUUCCCUGGAGAGACGACCCCAAGGACCCGAGAUUUGGGGCAAUAUCGAAUGGUCUAACGCUGUCAUGACCGUUGAUCCUGACUUACAUCGCUAUAAGGUUUUGCAUUCUGUUUCUGUCACCCUCUAA